UUUGAGAGAGAAAUAACAAAUGCAAUUGCAGGUGUCACAACCCUUGCUGGGGGGCAAACGGUUCAUGGGGGAGGUCAUGUGGAUGGUCCGAGUGAAGAUACAAAGUUCUCAAAUGAUUUUGAUGUCGUCUAUGUUGGAAGCAGUUGUUCAUUGCUAGUCAUUGACCGAGGAAACCGAGCCAUUAGAGAGAUUCAGCUCCAUUUCGAUGACUGUGCUAAUCAGUAUGGAAGUGGCUUUCCUCUUGGGAUUGCAGUUCUUAUAGCAGCAGGUUUCUUUGGUUAUAUGCUGGCUCUAUUGCAACGAAGGCUUGUUUCUAUCGUUUCAUAUAACACUGAUCAAGAAAUAUACAAAGCCGUCCCGGAUCAACAGCCUACGAAACCAGUCAGACCACCUCUGAUUUCAACCGGAGAUGAGCAAGAGAAACAAGAAGAAAGCCUCCUCCUGCCGUUCCGCAUAUUCAUUUCGAAUGCCAAGUUGUUUUUAGCGGAGCUCUUCAGUGGAAUGUUUCCUGGUCUCAAAAAGAAGCAGACACUCAGCUUCAUCUUCAAUCACCAAGAAACAAAUCUUUCUGCUUUCAGCACAGCUACAUGGCCAAUCCAAGAGAGCUUUGUGAUACACGACAAAGAUGAACCACCUCCCAUCGAGACCAGGAACCCGACUCCCCAAAAAACUUACCCUUUCAUGUCCAAAGACGCAGAGAAAAUGCAACAGCUGCGGCAGAGCCGUGCCUUGUUCAGAAGCUUGGAUCCAGAAUUCCUCCAAGAGCAGCAGCAACAGAAACAUAAGCAGCAGCAGCAUCACCGUAGGCAUCACUCAACGAUCCCCCACACUCAUUAUGAGCGGAUCAGUGAGAAGACCAACGAGAUUGUGUUUGGGGCGGUCCAAGAGCAAGACUGGAGUCGUGUGGCAGCAUCAGCUACUGCUAAGCCUACGGAGUUUGGAGAUCAGAAUCUUCAUUACAGAGCACAACAACAAUCUGUGAGUUACCCAUAUGGCUACUAUUCCUCAUAUACAUGA
Messenger RNA from Thlaspi arvense, 1017 nucleotides. NCBI's taxonomy places the organism in Eukaryota, Viridiplantae, Streptophyta, Magnoliopsida, Brassicales, Brassicaceae. The record is from the annotation of a GenBank genome assembly.